This is a messenger RNA of Stegodyphus dumicola, 466 nucleotides long. RefSeq names its product endoplasmic reticulum-Golgi intermediate compartment protein 3-like. Lineage: Eukaryota; Metazoa; Arthropoda; Arachnida; Araneae; Eresidae. Gene Ontology annotation, biological process: endoplasmic reticulum to Golgi vesicle-mediated transport; retrograde vesicle-mediated transport, Golgi to endoplasmic reticulum. Gene Ontology annotation, cellular component: Golgi membrane; COPII-coated ER to Golgi transport vesicle; endoplasmic reticulum. The record is from RefSeq and is a predicted model, not a curated record.
GCGGAAACGGAAACCAUUCUCAGCGGCAAACUUCGUAAGCUGUCAGAUGAAGUUUUAUCGCAAAUGAGCGUGUAAAUUGGUUUUAAAUUUUGUAUACAUAUAUCUAUUUAAACAUUCGCUCCUUGCUUGAAUGUGUUGUUACUAAAUUUAGACUAGAAUGUUUGAAACUUAUAAAAUUGCAGAGCAAAUUCGAAAAUUUGAUGCCUAUCCAAAAACUCUUGAAGAUUUUCGAGUUAAAACCUUUUCAGGAGCCGCCAUUACAAUUGUGAGUGCAGUCGUCAUUGUGCUGCUGUUCAUAUCUGAACUUAAUUAUUAUCUUACACCUGAAGUUACAGAAGAGUUAUUUGUUGAUGUUUCACGUAGUGAGAAACUGAGAAUCAACAUUGAUGUUACAUUUCCUAAACUCUGUUGUGAAUGUAUGCUCUUCGUUAUUCUAAUUGAUAUAAUAUAGAAAUUAUAAUUUUAG